CUUCUUCCUCCUUCAUUUUCUCUCUCCUUUACCUUUCCUCUUCUCUUACCUCUGCAAACCUAGAUCUGGGUUUUCUCUUAAACUUCAUCUUCUUCCUCCUUUCCUCCUUACUUUCUCUGCUCAUCUUUCUUUCUUCUUCUUAUUCUCUCGCUCUCUCUCUCUCUCUUCUCCCUUCUUCUUCCUCUCUCAAACCCAAAUCUGGGUUUUAGAAAAAUUGCUCCCUUCUUCGGCUUUAUGUGAAAUUAUUCAUUAAUUUCAUUUCUCCAUCGGACAAACAAUUCAAAAAACAUUAAGGUAUUGUUUGGAUUGGAGGUGUCGGACGAAGAGGGAGGGGAAGGGAUGGGGACGAAUGGCAAGGGAGGGGGAGCGAGGGGGGACUGUCUCCUUCCUCCUGUUUGGGUUUCCAAAGAGGCAGAGGGGGAGGGAGAUGGACUAAUUCGGACUCCCUCCAACCACCCUCAAAUUUGCAGAUUGGCAAUCCGUCCGAUUUGGGGGGUUUGGAAAGGAUUUAAAUGGCUGUUUAGAUUAGGUUAAAUGUAAUUACAAAAUUAACCUUAAUUUUUUUAUUAUAUCCUUCUCCAUUACAAGUUUAAAAGAUAAAUUUGUAAAUUUAAAAUUAAUUUAAAUUUUU
Molecule: messenger RNA, 631 nt
Organism: Rubroshorea leprosula
Lineage: Eukaryota; Viridiplantae; Streptophyta; Magnoliopsida; Malvales; Dipterocarpaceae
Source: the annotation of a GenBank genome assembly